AGUCCUGCUGAACUGAAAUUUUAAAGCUGGCGAUUCUUUCUGCAAUUUUGUGUGAUUUAGGCGCAUUCAAGUUUUAAAUAUCAGUUGUCCAGUAACAGUGGUCGUUCUUUUAUUUUAAUCUUUUAAAAUUGACGCUAUACAGCGGUCAGUUGUUAUCGUUUCCGUUGAGCAUUCGGGGUGCAUCUUUCUGUGGGUAACAGGGAAUCUUAUCGAAGAUGAAAUCGUCGCUUCCUGUGCCGGAGUUUUUAGAGGAGAACAAUCUUUCGUUAUCAUUCAAACAACCAAAUCGAAGGAACCAAUCGCGGCCACCGAAGGCGCCCAAGUUGUACCCCAAGUUCGAUGCUAGCUUUUGUAGAAAUGGUACGGGAUCGACGGCAGCCAGCGUCGUUUCGUUCCGAGUCGAUCAGCGAGCCGAGCUGAGUCAGAUUUAUCAACGACACAGACCGGAAUCAUACUAUGAACAGUGCUUUGAGCAGUUGACCAAAGUUGGUGAGGGUUCGUUCGGGGAAGUUUUCAAGGUAAAGAGUCGACUGGACGGGUGCCUGUAUGCGGUCAAGAAGUCGAAGGAGUUCUUCCGGGGUGAGCACUAUCGUCAGGAACGGCUGGAGGAAGUCAGGCGCUACGAGCAAUUCAGUGAACAUGAGAAUUGCGUUAAGCUGUAUCAGGCCUGGGAACAGGAGGAUCGGCUGUUCAUGCAGAUGGAACUGUGCAAGGGCAGCCUGGAGGAUUAUGCCCGGGAGCAGCGUAUCAUAACGGAGGAAAACGUGUGGUCCAUUUUACUGGAUUUGCUGCUGGCACUCAAAAGUCUUCACGAUAGGAAUCUAAUUCACCUGGACAUCAAGCUGGAUAACAUCCUCAUAACGGAUGACGGUGUCUGUAAACUGGCUGACUUCGGAUUAGUUUUUGAUCUGAACAAUCGAAAUCUGCACCACGCCACGGAAGGCGAUUCCAGGUACAUUGCACCGGAACUGAUGGAAGGUCGCUAUACGAAGGCCGUGGAUAUAUUCAGCUUGGGUAUCGCCAUCCUCGAGUUAUCCUGUAAUCUUGAACUGCCCUCGAAUGGACCCUUGUGGCAGAGGCUUAGGAGUGGUUUAUUUCCACCAGAAUUGCUCUGCCGGCUGUCAUCGGAUCUGCAAAAUGUCAUUCGCUGGAUGAUGAGUCCCAAAGCGGAGAGUCGACCAACGGUAGACACCUUGCUACAGCACCAUCGAAUUGCGGCCUUGCAUCAGGAGCGAAAACGUUGGCGAGUGGUGCGUGGCAUUCGUUCAUAUUUACACCGGAAGUUGUGUAAUUUGCGGUGUUUCUUAGCAAGUCUGGUACUAUCGAUAGCAAGUUGCCUCAGACUUCGGCAUGCAAAACCAGCGGUUGUGGCGGUGGAAGGGCGCAAAAGAAAAAGGGACAGUCAGAUUCCGAGCUACAAUCAUUCCUUCAACAGUGCCGCUCGAACGUGCUUGAUGAAAGACUUCGACAACGAUAGCGAUGCCGGUGAUGACGAAGAUGAGCUAAUGUCCAGUGGUGAACUAGAUUUGACCGGAGGAAGCGCUGGAUCCAAUGUUCAAAUCACUCCCACACUGAACAAUACUGUACCAAUUCAUACACCUACUGUCAGAAUGAUGAAUUCGACACCACUGAACCACAAUCACAGUGGACUCAGGCUGAGCUUCCGAAAUCAGAACAUUGACACGCCGUUCCGGAGUAUGAGUUUCGAUUCCGGUGAAGAUGAAUGCCUAAUGACGAUGGAUGUGAGCAAUAACGGAAGUGUCCGUUCGGAUAGUUCAUUGAACCAGCAACAUCAAAACAAUAGUGGUUAUCACCAUCAGUCCCACUCACGGCACAGUUCCCUACAUCAAAACAAUUCCGGUGGUGGUUUGAUCGGUUUUUCAGGGAAUGCCAAUGGUGCCAACGAUUCAUCAUUUCUUACUAAAAAGAAACUAUUCUUCCAAUCGGACGACUCCGAUUGAUUCGAGUCAUUGAUGUUAGAUACAAACUCAGAACGGCUAAGAUCUCAAACCCGCGAUUGGCUGUAACUUGUAUAUGUUUUCGAUUGUAGAACUUUAGGUUUGAAAUAGUGCUCUUCCUUAGCUACCAGUUAUUCCGGUACCCGUACUCUUGUUGCAAUCUUCAAUCUCUAUAAAUUUUGUUUUAACCCCAGAUUAUAAUGAACGCUUCUCUCGAAUCCAACACCUAAUAGAAAAUGUAACCAAUUCAUCUAGAGCUUUUGUUAACAUAUAAGCUCAAAUCGUGUGAUAUCUUGAUUUAAAAAAACGUGUAGUGGUUUGGCUUUUCCAUUUUUUUUAAAUCUUAAGUAAAUUGUGUGUGUUUAUAAUCAACGCAUGGCCUCCAGAAAGAAAAUUCAGAUUCCUUAAUAAUAUAAUCUAGCAGAAAGUAGUAAAUAUAUGAUACUUUUAACAUGUUGUAGGAAGUGUUAAACAUAUGAAAAACGGAUAUAUGAUAUCAUGGCCUAGCUUUUAACUUUUGCAGGAAAAUAAUUAUUUUAUAUAGAAUUGUCUAUAUCGUCA
Uranotaenia lowii is the source of this 2519-nucleotide messenger RNA. Its product is annotated as membrane-associated tyrosine- and threonine-specific cdc2-inhibitory kinase-like. The record is from RefSeq and is a predicted model, not a curated record. Lineage: Eukaryota; Metazoa; Arthropoda; Insecta; Diptera; Culicidae. Gene Ontology annotation, biological process: protein phosphorylation. Gene Ontology annotation, molecular function: ATP binding; protein kinase activity. The transcript has 4 exons. The coding region runs from base 216 to 1961 and encodes 581 amino acids.